Anopheles merus is the source of this 3837-nucleotide messenger RNA. RefSeq lists its product as uncharacterized. The record is from RefSeq and is a predicted model, not a curated record. The transcript has a single exon. The coding region runs from base 348 to 1928 and encodes 526 amino acids. Gene Ontology annotation, molecular function: RNA polymerase II cis-regulatory region sequence-specific DNA binding; DNA-binding transcription repressor activity, RNA polymerase II-specific. Gene Ontology annotation, biological process: negative regulation of transcription by RNA polymerase II; regulation of cell cycle process; neuron differentiation. NCBI's taxonomy places the organism in Eukaryota, Metazoa, Arthropoda, Insecta, Diptera, Culicidae. Gene Ontology annotation, cellular component: transcription repressor complex; nucleus.
AGAAAGCGGCUUACAGAACCCCGAGCCCGGUAUAAAAUGGUCCGGAUCGGUCGGAGGGAGGAUCAUUCAGUGCCUGGCCACGGCCGAGGUCAUACACACGGAUCGAGCAAAUCAGGCGCAAAUCAGGGCGUUGCGUGUCGUGAAGGAGUGUAUUGCAGUGGCAUCGAAGUAGACUGUUUGUAAAUAGCAUUAGUACCUACUGCACACCAUCAACGUAGUGGCCUUUGACAUUGUGGCGGCGUCAGUCCAGCGUUUCCCGUGCUGUUGUUUGUUUGUUGCGUGUGAGAGUUUGUGCUCGUGCUUGGCAGUUUAGUGCUCUGUAUGUGCCCGGAGUGUGAUAUGCAAGGAUGGCAGCAAUCGUGCAACCCGUACCAACCCGCCAGCCGUCCCCAGCCGGUCUCCUGACCACGGUGGCCAGUCUGCCGCCCUCGUACAAGCUACAGUAUGGUGAGGUGGCCGGAAGGCCGGUGCCCGCCACCGGCGACAGCCCGUUGGAUUUGACCGUGCGCCAAGUGACGACGACGACGGCGACGGUGGUGUUGGGUCCCAUCACACCCCCCGCCACACCUUCGCCGCUGAAGAAGCGGUACCGCGAGGACAAUCAGUUGAACGUGCCGGCGGUGAAGGAGGAACCACUGGCCAAGCGCGCCAAACCAUCGGCCCCGGAGCCGCUCCAUAUCGACAUCAAGAAGGAGCUGGCCACACCGGCCAAAACGGCCAGCCCGAAGAGCGGCCAGCCCGAUGGGCCACCGAAAAGUACGAAAAAUCCGCCCGCCGCGCUGGCCCCGUCCAAGGAGCGGCGCGCCAAAGCCAUCCGGAAGCUGAAGUUCGACGAGGAAAACUCAUCGCCCGUGUCCGGCACGAUCAUCAUCUCGCUCGAGGAGGCACUGAGCGGUGACACGCCGCGCGAAUCGGGCGACAUCGAUCCGCAGUUCAAUCUGGUCGAGGUGUCGGACGAGGUGCGGGCCGAGCUGGCCGCCAUCCCGAACGUGAUCGGCGGCUACAACUGCAAGCUGUGCCGGUUGGAGUUUGAGGAUGCGUUCGGGCUGGCGCAGCACCGCUGCUCCUGCAUCGUGCUGCUCGAGUACCGGUGUCCCGAGUGCGGCAAGCGGUUCAACUGUCCCGCGAACCUGGCGUCGCAUCGUCGCUGGCACAAACCGCGCGAUCAGGUCGGCAAGAAGGGAGGAGCGGCGGCGGCGGCGGCAGCGACCCGUGCGGAACCGAGCAGCGAUUCGACCGACUCGGACAGUGGAGGAGCUCAGGCGGGCAAGUUCCGGUGCGUCCAGUGCGACAAAACGUUCAAACGGCCGGCCUACCUCAAGAAGCAUCAGCUAACGCACAGCAGGCAGGCAGCCAGCAAGCAGGGCGGAAAGGGGGCGACCAAGCAGCAGCCCCGACCGGCAAGCCCGAGCCCAUCCAGCGCCCAGUAUCGCAGCGAAGACUCGAACCAUUCUAACCACUCCAGCCAAUCGGUGGAAAGCGGCACAGCAACGUACACUGCUGACAGCAGACAGUCGCAAGUGGUGCCACAAGCACCACCACCACUUGCCAUGUUCACCACGCUUGCCUCCGACGAUGGUGGUGGUGGUGAGCAUGAGUUUGAGGUAGUAAACGCGGCCGGAUACUAUCAGGGACCGGCGACGGUGACGUUCGUGCGGGAGCGUGCCCCAUCGGUAGCGUCCUCGUCGGGCCGGGGCAGUGUGGCCCUCGACGACAGUGACUGUGAGGAGGAGCGUACGCUCGUCAUCAACGAGGACUACCGGGAGCACGUGCCGGAGCAGGAGGAGGAGGACGAUGAGAUGGAGCGCCAGUACCGGUCGGCCUACUGCGAUCGUUUCACCGAGGAGGAAAAUCUGGCCGCCGCAGCACUGGCCCGACUGCGCAACGGACCGUCCGUCAUUCGCCACACGACGGCACUGGUGGUGUAAAAGUAGUAAGUGGUUAGUUUGUAAGCUUUUUUGAGCGUGUGUGUGUGUGUCUAACUCGAGAUGUAAGUCUAACCCGUUCGUGACACUUUAACGUUCGCGAACGUAGCUGGAGCCUUAGCUUUUUUUCUUUAUUCACUCUUUACGAGACUUUUGCGUAUUACUGUGCGCUGCACAGGCGGACACGUGCAGUGUGAUGUUCUACAUGCCCGCCAUACUAUUGCCUUCGAUAGUUUACGCGUGGGCAGCAGCAGCUUCGUGUUGCGCCUUUCUGUACAUUAUUUUAUCGUAUCGAACCCGAUUCUACAGCGCCAUACCAAAGGAUUAGGAUUAGGAAAAGGGAAGAACUCACGCACCCAGUGAACCCCAUUUCACAACCAGUGUUUAGGUUAGUGCGGCCCAUUGGGCGAGAGAGAGAUAUUUGUAGAUUUUACUCCAAAGAUAACACGAGCAAUGCUAGUCAGUUUAGGAUUAGGAGUUUAGGACGGAAGCAAAGCUUCACCCCUUUUUACACUAGUCGUAGUUUUUAUUGUAUCUUUUACUUUCCUUUUUCCCUUUUUUGCCUGACGGAAGUUUCGAUGGCGAGUUUCGCGUGUUUCCUUUUUCACAUUUUUUCUAACUAUCUUUUCCUAUGUCCUUAUGUUCUCUACGCUCUUGCUAAGUUUCCAUCUCUCUUUAGUAAAGCUAUUUUUCUAAUCCUAUUCUGCUAUUAUAGUAAACGGAGAAAAACAAAAUCAGGAACUUCCGUCCCCUUUUCAACCAUACUUCUUGUACAUUCGAGGUUUGAAGCUUGCAAAGCUGCAAAACCACCAAACCCAAAGAUGAGUAAGCAUCUAGUCAUUCGUGUAAAGUUAGGUUAGGAUUGUGUUAAUUACACUUUAUUCAUUAUAAUACUUUGCGUCUAUUCUGUGCUCAUUCAACGUCAGCUCCCUUCAAUGGCGGCGUUACUUGCAAUAGUUGUGUUUUCAAAUUACUAUUUCCAACUACCACUUACUUAACCAUUCAGAUCAGCUGCCGGUAAAACAAUCAUUUAGUAAUUUCACUUUUUACAUACCGGCUUAAUUAAUUUAACCCAGAAAUCGCUGAAUCGUUGAUAUGACCAUCGCAGCAAGACCUACAAAGAUUUCUAACGACCCUUUUCUGUUGAAGGCUGUUGUACAAAUACGAUCCAGCUAUGGAGCAGGAUCGCUGCUCGAGAUUUAAUAUUUCUAUCGAUUGCAUAGAAAACGAAAUUAACAUAUGGUAUACGAUUUCUGUAACUAUAUUUUUUUGUUUGUGUUUCAUUUCAAAAGCAAAGGCUUUCGAAUGUUGCCCACCCUGGGGACGGGGCUGGCUGCAUUCGAAACGUGCGCUGCAGGUUCGGGAAGUGGCUUUUGCAAUCGUGCGAAUGAACUGUGCCAUAUAGGUUAGCUGGCUUGAGGUCCUAGUUCACGCAGUUCACUAGCGUUUUAAGUGGCGCGUGAAUGUUGUGGAUUUUAAAGGAUUUUAACUACCAGCAGCACAGCACAACAAUUUCAUUUUACAAUGCGCACAAGUACAUAAUAGCAGGUAAUCGUAAUAGUGUGUCAGGAUUUAGUUGAUAAUAAGCGUUUAGUUUAGUGUGCAAGCUCUAGUCAUGGCUUAAGCAAAUCUGUCUUAUUUUCUAGUCAUUUGUGUACCAAAGAAAAAAAAACAUCCAAAGAAGGCAUUAAAAUCUAGUCCAGUUCAAUGAACAUUCCCAUCUCUCUCUCUCUCUAGUCCGGAAAGGGCCCAUUCCCAAGGGUCAUCUAAUCCCUUUAGAAAUAGUGUCAAUGGUUGACUGCUUUAAAACUGGUAUAAUACAUGCCUAGUCAUUUCCUAGUCAUAUUUAUUCUAUUUAUUCUCAAAUCAAUCAGCUUUCGUAAGAUCUCAAACAUUUUACAACCCGUCAGGC